Molecule: messenger RNA, 1002 nt
Organism: Octodon degus (degu)
Lineage: Eukaryota; Metazoa; Chordata; Mammalia; Rodentia; Octodontidae
Gene: Npbwr1
Product: neuropeptides B and W receptor 1
Exons: 1
Coding region: 1-1002 (333 amino acids)
Biological process (GO): neuropeptide signaling pathway
Cellular component (GO): neuron projection; membrane
Molecular function (GO): neuropeptide binding; neuropeptide receptor activity
Source: RefSeq, a predicted model, not a curated record
AUGCGCAACGCAUCCUCCGCCGAGCCCGGCCCGGCCAACGCGUCCUGCCGGGCGCUGGCGCUCGGCUGCGCCAACGCGUCGAGCCCGGAGCCGCUGCCGCUGCCGCCGUCGCUGGCCGUGGCCGUGCCGGUCGUGUACGCGGUGAUCUGCGCCGUGGGGCUGGCGGGCAACUCCGCCGUGCUGUGCGUGCUUCUGCGGACGCCGCGCGCGAAGUCGGUCACCAACGUGUUCAUCCUCAACUUGGCGGUGGCAGACGAGCUCUUCACGCUCGUGCUGCCCAUCAACAUCGCCGACUUCCUGCUGCGGCGCUGGCCCUUCGGCGAGCUGGUGUGCAAGCUCGUCGUGGCCAUCGACCAGUACAACACGUUCUGCAGCCUCUACUUCCUGGCCGUCAUGAGCGCCGACCGCUACCUCGUGGUGAUCGCCGCCGCCCAGUCGCGCCGCGUGGCCGGCCGCACCUACCGCGCCGCGCGCGCCGUGAGCCUGGCCGUGUGGGCGCUCGCCACGCUGGUGGUGCUGCCCUUCGCCGUCUUCGCCCGGCUGGACGAGGAGCACGGCCGGCGCCAGUGCGUGCUGGUCUUCCCGCAGCCCGAGGCCCUCUGGUGGCGCGCCAGCCGCCUCUACACGCUGGUGCUGGGCUUCGCGCUCCCGGUGAGCGCCAUCUGCGCGCUGUACGCCACCCUGCUGUGCCGCCUGCGCGCCAUCCGGCUGGACAGCCACGCGCAGGUCCUGGGCCGCGCCAAGAAGCGGGUGACCCUGCUGGUGGCGGCCAUCCUGGCCGUGUGCCUGCUCUGCUGGACGCCCUACCACCUGAGCACCGUGGUGGCGCUCACCACCGACCUGCCGCAGACGCCGCUGGUCAUCGCCAUCUCCUACCUCAUCACCAGCCUGAGUUACGCCAACAGCUGCCUCAACCCCUUCCUCUACGCCUUCCUGGACGACAGCUUCCGCAGGAACCUGCGCCAGCUGGUGGCCUGCCGCGCCCGCACCGAGGACGCCUGA